This is a messenger RNA of Chenopodium quinoa (quinoa), 2784 nucleotides long. Its product is annotated as L-type lectin-domain containing receptor kinase IV.1-like. Lineage: Eukaryota; Viridiplantae; Streptophyta; Magnoliopsida; Caryophyllales; Amaranthaceae. The transcript has a single exon. Gene Ontology annotation, molecular function: carbohydrate binding; ATP binding; protein kinase activity. Bases 10 to 2112 code for a protein of 700 amino acids. Gene Ontology annotation, biological process: protein phosphorylation. Gene Ontology annotation, cellular component: plasma membrane. The record is from RefSeq and is a predicted model, not a curated record.
UUAAGGCAGAUGAUUUCACCUUGUAAUAAAGCAUCCUGUGUUCUUGUUGUACGCACUGACAGUUUUAUGGCUCUAAUGGCCAUUUCUCUUCAGUAUCUCCUCCACAUAUCAACGAUUUUUCUUAUAUCGGGUGCACUGACCCUUGCUCAAGAUGAAACACAGUUCACCUACAAUGGUUUCAGAGGAUCCAUUAACAAACUUCAUGUUGAUGGACUUGCAACUAUCCUCCCAAAUGGCCUUCUCCAAAUGACAAACUACUCAAUGCGCAAUACUUCCCAUGCUUUCUAUCCACAUCCCGUGAUCUUCAAACCAAAGCAUCUAUCAUUCUCCACCACUUUUGCUUUCGCAAUGUAUCCUCAAGUACCAAACCAUUCUGGCCAUGGAAUUGUUUUUGUUAUUAGCCCAUCCACAAAUUUCAAACAUGCUCUCUCAUCCAUAUAUCUAGGACUCGUCAAUACUACCAGCGACGGCCUAUCUUCAAACCAUAUAUUUGCUGUAGAGCUAGACACCAUCCAAACAAGAGAGUUUGGAGACAUUGAUGAUAGCCAUGUUGGAAUUGAUGUUAACAGCCUGCGCUCCAUUGAUGCUGCUUCAUCAUCUUACUAUUCAGAUAAAGAAGGGGUAAAUAAAACCCUGUUGCUAAAUAGUGGCAAACCGAUGCAAAUUUGGAUAGAAUAUGACGAGGCACAGAUGUUAGCUAAUGUAACAUUAGCUCCUCUUGGUCAUCCAAAGCCUAGCAAGUGCCUGUUGUCUAAGCACAUCGAUCUUUCUACAAUACUCCUUGAUUCUAUGUAUGUCGGUUUCUCAUCUUCUACUGGCAAGGUCUCAAACAGUCAUUAUAUACUAGGAUGGAGCUGGAGUCAAAGUGGGAAAGCGAAAGAUCUAGACCUUUCUAAGCUCCCAUCACUCCCACGAAUCAAACAUAAAAAAUUAAGCUCAAACAAGCUAGUUUUUGUACUUCUUCUCAGUGUAGUUUUACUGUUGCUUUUAGUGAUCGCAGGAGUAUUUUGGUUCACAUGGAGGAAGAAGUAUGAAGAGUUGCAUGAAUCUUGGGAAAAAGAAUAUGCCCCACAUAGAUUAUCAUAUAAGGAUCUCUUUGUAGCAACAAAGGGAUUUAAAGAGUCCGAGCUUCUUGGAGUUGGAGGUUUUGGGAAGGUCUACAAGGGCGUGUUGCCUUCUACAGGUGCCCAAGUUGCUGUGAAACAAAUCUCUCAUGAUUCAAAUCAAGGGAUGAAAGAAUUUGUAGCGGAGAUCUCUUGCAUGAGAAGGCUAAGGCAUAGAAACUUGGUACAGCUCCUAGGAUAUUGCAGAAGAAAAGGAGAGCUUCUUUUGGUCUAUGAUUACAUGCCUAAUGGCAGCCUUGAUAAACUCCUGUUUGACAAGUUUGAGAAAUCAAAUUUGUGUUGGUCCUCAAGGUUUAAUAUCAUUAAAGGUGUGGCAUCUGCCCUUUUAUACCUUCAUGAGGAGUGGGAACAAGUUGUCCUUCACCGAGAUGUUAAGGCAAGUAAUGUCCUGUUAGAUGCUGAAAUGAAUGCCAGGUUGGGUGAUUUUGGCCUUGCCAAGCUUUACGAUCAUAGCAUUGAUCCUCGGACAACCCAUGUGGUGGGAACUAUUGGAUAUAUUGCACCAGAGAUUAGUACAACACGGAAACCUACCACUAGCACCGAUGUUUUUUCUUUUGGAAUGUUCUUGCUCGAGGUGGGUUGUGGUAGGAGGCCUACUGGCAAGCAAGAUGGAGAGGAAGGUGCAGAGGCUCUGUUUCUCAGUGAUUGGGUGUAUAAUUGCUGGAAAAGGGGAGAAAUUCUCAAGGCAAGUGAUCCAAGGAUGGAAGGAGAUUAUGUGGAAUACGAAAUGGAACUUAUCUUGAAAUUAGGCCUUCUUUGUUUAAAUCCGAUAGCAGAAGGAAGGCCAACAAUGCAGCAAGUAGUUCAGAUUCUUACUGGCAAUGCAUCAUUGCCUGAUUUGCCAUCUGAAUACAACCCUGAAACCAGUCCUUUUUGGGGAGGACUCUGCAACAUUGAUUCAAUGCCCUCAUCGUUUCCAUCGUCGUCUGGAACUAGCUCUCUUGGUGUCAUGUCUAGCAUAAAUUCAGUCCUCCACUAUGGUCGUUAAAUUUUUCAUAGACUCCAUAGUCCUGAUAAAGUACUAUGUUAGGCUGUUAGCUAAAUGUAAUUGCCUACGUUGUUGACAAUCUUAUUCCCUGUAAGUUAUAACCUCGUAUGUUGAGUUCAUGUGUAAUGAAAAUGUGUUGCUUCAGUGGGGUAGUUGCUCAUAAGUAAGUUAAAUAUUUAAAGGGUUAAGGUAAUAGUAAAUUUAGCCAUUUAAGCCUAGGUUAGCCACUUCAGUAAUAUAUAGCAUACACUAAUGAAAUAGCCAAAAAAAAAAACAAAAAAAAAAAAAGUGAAAUCUGUAAAAAAAAUACAAGGUCAUCAUGUAGAAUUUUCCAAAAGUAAAUAAAGAGGUAUGCGGCAAUCUUAGUGGGAUAGAGGGGUUAAGGCGUAGUAGUAGCCGCAGCAGUAGUAGUAUGCAGUUCACGUAAUUUUAAAUGUUAGAUUCAAGUAUAUACAGCUCAUAUACGACAAUUAUAUGACUUCAACUUUCCAACUUCCAAGCAAUGACUUUUCAAGCGGCGACAAAACCGACUUCUUUCACUUGACUCCAAACAGCAUGAGACAUCAUUUAUCACUCAAGACACUCACCUCUAUCCAUCCUAAUCUUCUGUGACCAAGAAUUCAGAGUUGCAGACAUUUAGUGUAAAAGGAAAAAAGAAAAAAGAAAGACUAA